Acomys russatus (golden spiny mouse) is the source of this 4020-nucleotide messenger RNA. It is a transcript of the gene Wdr47, whose product is annotated as WD repeat domain 47. The record is from RefSeq and is a predicted model, not a curated record. NCBI's taxonomy places the organism in Eukaryota, Metazoa, Chordata, Mammalia, Rodentia, Muridae. Bases 121 to 2880 code for a protein of 919 amino acids. The transcript is spliced from 15 exons. Gene Ontology annotation, molecular function: protein binding.
UCCCUCACGCUCGCGCCUCAGCCCGAAUUUGGCUGCCUUGGGGCUCCGGCCGCCGGCCUCUCCGCCGCGUUUUCCUCCGCCGCUCAUUCCGGCUCCGCCCGGAGCCUUCAGGCUAGCAAUAUGACGGCCGAAGAAACGGUGAAUGUGAAAGAGGUUGAAAUCAUUAAGCUGAUUUUGGACUUCUUGAAUUCAAAGAAGCUUCACAUUAGUAUGCUGGCACUUGAGAAGGAGAGUGGAGUCAUAAACGGCCUGUUUUCUGAUGAUAUGCUUUUCCUGAGGCAGCUAAUUCUGGAUGGUCAAUGGGAUGAAGUUCUUCAGUUCAUUCAGCCUCUAGAAUGUAUGGAAAAAUUUGACAAGAAAAGAUUUCGUUAUAUUAUCUUGAAGCAGAAGUUUCUAGAAGCUUUGUGUGUUAACAAUGCAAUGUCUGCAGAAGAUGAGCCCCAGCAUCUGGAAUUCACCAUGCAAGAAGCUGUGCAGUGUCUGCACGCUCUAGAGGAGUACUGCCCCUCUAAGGAUGAUUACAGCAAGCUCUGUCUGCUGCUCACCCUGCCUCGUCUGACCAAUCAUGCUGAAUUUAAAGACUGGAAUCCCAGCACUGCACGAGUUCACUGCUUUGAAGAGGUCUGUGUCAUGGUUGCAGAGUUCAUCCCUGCUGACCGGAAGCUCAGUGAGGCUGGUUUUAAAGCAAGUAACAAUCGCUUAUUCCAGCUCGUAAUGAAGGGCCUACUGUAUGAAUGCUGCGUAGAAUUUUGUCAGAGUAAAGCAACCGGCGAAGAAAUUACAGAAAGUGAAGUACUUCUUGGCAUUGACCUCUUAUGUGGCAACGGGUGUGAUGAUUUAGAUCUCAGUUUAUUGUCUUGGCUUCAGAAUCUCCCUUCCUCAGUCUUUUCUUGUGCGUUUGAACAGAAAAUGCUUAAUAUUCAUGUUGACAAACUUCUGAAGCCUACAAAAGCUGCAUAUGCUGAUCUCUUGACUCCUCUUAUAAGCAAACUUUCUCCCUACCCAUCAUCUCCAAUGAGAAGACCUCAGUCAGCUGAUGCCUAUAUGACUCGCUCUCUCAAUCCUGCUUUGGAUGGCCUCACCUGUGGACUAACCAGUCAUGAUAAGAGGAUCGCAGACCUUGGGAACAAAACUUCCCCAAUGUCACACUCCUUUGCUAACUUUCACUACCCAGGGGUACAGAACCUCAGCAGAAGCCUCAUGCUUGAGAACACAGAAUGCCAUAGCAUCUAUGAAGAAUCUCCUGAGCGAAGUGACACACCUGUUGAGGCCCAGCAGCCUGUGAGCGGUGAGCCCAUGUGCCAGGGCUCAGGGUUAGAAAAAGAACCUGCAAGUGGAGCGCAGAAUCCAGUGCCAGCUAAACAAGAAAAAAAUGAGCUUCGAGAUUCCACCGAACAGUUUCAGGAAUAUUAUAGGCAAAGACUCCGCUACCAGCAGCACUUAGAACAGAAGGAGCAGCAGCGGCAGAUAUACCAGCAGAUGCUACUUGAAGGAGGCGUGAACCAAGAGGACGGUCCUGAUCAGCAGCAGAACCUCACCGAACAGUUCCUUAAUAGGUCUAUUCAAAAGCUUGGUGAAUUAAAUGUUGGAAUGGAUAGUCUUGGUAAUGAGGUGCCAGUGCUCAACCAACAGUGCACUGGGAGCAAAAACAAUGGAUCAAAUAGUUCUGUGACUAGCUUUAGUACGCCACCCCAAGAUUCCAGUCAGAGGCUAAUACACGAUACUUCAAAUAUUCACACAAGCACUCCUCGUAAUCCUGGAUCAACAAAUCACAUCCCUUUUCUUGAAGAAUCACCCUGUGGAAGCCAGAACUCAUCAGAACAUUCUGUCAUUAAGCCAUCUCUUGGAGAUUCUUCAGGGAAUCUGUCAAGAUCAAAAGGGGAAGAGGAUGACAAGUCAAAAAAGCAGUUUGUUUGUAUUAGCACUCUAGAAGACACACAGGCUGUUAGAGCGGUGGCUUUUCAUCCAAGUGGUAGCUUGUAUGCUGUUGGUUCAAAUUCAAAAACUCUGAGAGUAUGUGCCUACCCAGAAAAAAUUGAUCCAAGUGCACAUGACACUCCUAAGCAGCCAGUGGUACGAUUUAAAAGAAACAAACAUCAUAAAGGAUCUAUUUAUUGUGUGGCUUGGAGUCCUUGUGGACAGUUAUUAGCAACAGGAUCAAAUGACAAAUAUGUAAAAGUGCUGCCCUUCAAUGCAGAGACUUGUAACGCAACAGGACCAGAUCUGGAAUUUAGCAUGCAUGAUGGGACAAUUCGAGAUUUGGCAUUUAUGGAAGGCCCAGAAAGUGGUGGAGCUAUUUUAAUAAGUGCUGGCGCAGGAGAUUGUAACAUUUAUACCACCGAUUGUCAAAGAGGACAGGGUCUUCAUGCUCUGAGUGGACACACAGGGCAUAUUUUAGCACUGUAUACCUGGAGUGGCUGGAUGAUCGCGUCUGGUUCCCAGGACAAGACGGUGAGAUUCUGGGAUCUCCGAGUACCAAGCUGUGUUCGUGUGGUCGGCACAACAUUCCAUGGAACUGGCAGUGCAGUGGCAUCUGUAGCUGUUGAUCCCAGUGGCCGUCUGUUAGCCACAGGUCAAGAAGACUCUAGCUGCAUGCUCUAUGACAUAAGAGGAGGCAGAAUGGUACAGAGUUACCACCCUCACACCAGUGAUGUCCGCUCUGUCCGCUUCUCUCCUGGAGCUCACUACUUGCUAACAGGCUCUUACGAUAUGAAAAUAAAGGUGACAGACCUACAAGGGGACCUCACCAAGCAGCUUCCUCUCAUGGUGGUGGGGGAGCACAAGGACAAAGUGAUCCAGUGCAGGUGGCACACCCAGGACCUUUCCUUCCUGUCGUCUUCCGCAGACAGAACUGUGACCCUCUGGACUUACAGUGGCUAGCGGCCACCCCGCGCCAGUCCAUGCAGUGAAAGCACAGAGACUCGACACUACUGAAUUGUGCGGACUACAGGCCUGAAGAGCGCAGACUGCCCAGAAAGAGUUGAGCGCGAGGAAGCCCCUUGUUCCCAUGUCCUGGCAACAGAAGGCGUUGGGCGGUGUUUUCAGUCUUCCGUGUCUGUUCAUGCUGCUGUGUGCUCUCGUUGCCAAAGUCUUCAGCAGAGCUCUUACGCUGUUGGUGUGCACGCCACGUCAAGUGACAGGACGUGUUCAUGGUUUACUUAUUAAAUGCACUCCUCGGGUUUUACUCAGAUUACAGUUUUAUACAUACACUGACAUGGAAUUAAUAAUUUAAGCAAUUGUCACAUAAAAUACAACCACGUUCUCCCCAGGUGAAACAUAGGUAGGUGUUCAGAAAUUAUUUUGUUCUUGUCACAAUCCCAUAUGGUAUGACGUGUCUUCUAGAGGUCAGAAUGUGGUGAGUCUCUCACAUGUUACGUGACUGCACAUAGUGAUCAUGGAGUUCACAGAUGAAGGGAAACUGCCCCACAGCUCAUUCUGAGAUUAGCUACUUCUUUUGCUUAGCCCCAGGGUGUGGGUACUAAUGUGUCACGCAAUAUUGUUUCAGGCUGAAAGCUAACGGUUUUGCUUUGGGAACUUGUUGAUUUUAUUUUUGAAUGCACAAGAUACCUCCCUUCCGGCAGGGCAGGGCAGCAGCAGUUAUGUGGGACAAUAUUGAGUGGUAUGGUUAACUUACUGGGUAGCCUUUCCUCUUCACAAUUAAAGACUUUGCCAUGGCCCUAGCAUGGCUUGAAAAGCUAUGUCUGCAUGAUAAUUUAAAAUGGAAACUGAAACUUUGCACUCCAGAAGCUUAUUUGGAUUUUUCUUGCACAGUUUUGUGUAAUGAGGAAUAAUGACUUUAUUUGUAUAGUACUAUAGAAACUAACAUUUUAUGUAUCUUUAUUUUCAUAUUGUUCAGUAUUUUACUUUAAGUUAUUAAAUAGGCUAUUUUAUUUAUUUCAUCUGCAGUUAUAUUGACCUGUCUGUGCACUAUAUGUAGUAAGCAUUUUAAAUCUAUAGUCCACCAGUGGGAAGGGUAAUAGAAGUGUACUGUGCUUUUAUUUCAAUAAAGACCUCUUGACA